CGCCAUCAUCAGUGUGGCUGUGGCAGCAGGGGAGAGAGGAUACGUUGCCUUGCCGGGCUCAGUCCAUCUUGUGUGCUUGCUUUUCAUUGUGCAUCCCACGUGUGCUGUCAAUAUAUUACGCCAUAAAAAUGCUACCCUAAUGGGUGAGACGAAUUAUUGUGAGAGUUAUGACAGGUGUUUGGAUCAGUGUAGGUUCUCGAGAUCGUUGACAUUACCGCAGGUGACUAGUGAGUGGUGGCCACUUGCCGCCCGACGUCUCCGUCCACUGUUUAAAUUCCCUAUUAAAUGGCCAGGUCAGUGUGAGGCUGCCAAGGGCGAUCCUAUUACCCUGGACUUGACCCAGUGCCCCCCACGCUCACCCGGGGAAGUUCUACAGCGUUGAGACUGGUCGACAAGUUACCAUCCCGGGGGUGUGAGAGGGAAAUCUGGGUGACCCCUGCCACCAGUUGGAAUUCCGGAUAUGUGGUGUGUGGUGGGGAGGUGUGUGACGGUAGUGGUGGUGGUGUGAAGGGCAGGUGUGUGAGGUGGUGUCAUCACAUCAUCCACUCUGGCCUGCCUGGCUGCCCUGUCUGACUGUAUCGGGGUGACGGGGUCGGAGGUCCUGCCAACCUAAUGAUAAACGUAGUAUGUGGUGAACAUCGCCUAUUGUGUACCCACACUUACGUGGGGUGGGACAUCCAGUGUGUGGCGUGGGACACCCAGCAAGUGCAGUGUCCCCAGAGUGUAACAUGCGCUAAUGUGACCACCAGACAUACACAGCCUCGUGACCUUCGCCCAGCCUUGUGAGGCAGAACCACACCUGGGCAGUAGAACUUGCUCGACAUACUGUUCCCACUGUGAUCCACCCAAGUGUACUAAUACAACCUAUUGCUUACCGAGUGUUGUACUUUGUCACCUCAACUGAUGCAGUUUGUUGAAUAAAAUUGUCACUAUUAACCGGUGUGUGUACUGUAUGUGUGGCGGGGGUAAAACUGUCAAUACCUCGUUAAUCCAGCAGUGAUCAUCGUCCUCUUGACUCACAGCUGUUAACAGUGCCAAGUGUUGUGGCGAGGUUGGUGACCUUUGUGCUAGGCCUAAGUGACUGGUCUUACAACCUCGGGCCUUGAGUCGGCCUCGUGAGGGCUCAGUAGUCGUCAGGAGCCAAGUAACAGCGGCAAGGUGGCGCAGCUCAAGGUAGAGGGGUUGUCUGCCACCACCAUGAUGUCUGGUGGGCGUGUGGGCGGCCGGCGGCGAGUGGGCAUGCAGAAAGAGCCGCCCUCGCCUUCCACCAACGGUGUACCUUCCCCAAGGGAGUACUCCCUGCACGACUUCGACAUUGUUAAGACCAUAGGAACGGGCACCUUUGGGCGGGUUUGCCUGUGCCGCGACAAAGUGACGUCACAGUACCUGGCCAUGAAGAUCCUGGCCAUCAGUGACGUCAUCAGGCUCAAGCAAAUAGAACACGUCAAGAACGAGAAGAAUAUUCUCCGCUUGGUCACUCAUCCCUUCAUUAUAGAUAUGUAUUGGCAUUACCGGGAUGAUCGUUUCCUUUAUAUGCUCUUUGAGUAUGUGUGUGGUGGGGAACUUUUUGCCUACCUCAGAAAUGCUGGCAAGUUCCCCAUGACAACAGCAUCUUUCUACGCCUCAGAAAUAGUGAGUGCUCUAGAGUACCUUCACUCCCUCUCUGUGGUGUACAGAGAUCUCAAACCAGAGAACUUGUUGUUAGACAGAGAUGGACAUCUCAAAAUCACAGAUUUUGGCUUUGCGAAGAAACUCACUGACAGAACGUGGACACUAUGUGGCACACCUGAAUACUUGGCACCAGAGAUCAUCCAGAGCAAAGGACACAACAAAGCUGUGGACUGGUGGGCGCUAGGUAUCCUCAUAUAUGAAAUGUUGGCUGGGUAUCCGCCAUUUUUUGAUGAUAACCCAUUUGGUAUAUAUGAAAAAAUACUGGGUGGUCGUGUAGAAUGGCCAAGACACUUGGAUGCUGCAGCCAAGGACCUUAUCAAGAAACUUCUUACUCAGGAUCGUACAAAACGGCUCGGAAACAUGAAGAAUGGAGCUGAUGAUGUCAAAAGACAUAGAUUCUUCAAGAAUAUUGAUUGGGAAGACGUAUAUCAGAAAAAAUUAAAGCCUCCAAUUGUACCUAAAGUGAAUUACGAAGGCGACACCCGGAACUUCGAUGACUAUCCUGAAAAUAACUGGCGAUCAACACAAGGAGUGUCAGACAUCGAAUUAGCUAUUUUCAAUGAUUUCUAAAUGUAAAUGUCACAAAUUACGAACCCUUGGGGUAAUCGUUAACAUUCAUUUAUUAUCACCCACAAAGUACAGAAUUGCAGUUUGAAGUAAUUUCCACAUAAUUACAAGAGAUGGGGAUAUGACAGAAUUAUUUGUAGCAGGAACACUGAUGUUGAGAGAGGAAUUGCAUCAUAAAUCUGUUAAAUAUGUAAAAAGAAAUUUAUAGAAUAUACAUACUACAAUAUUUGUACAGGUAAAUAUUCUUUAUGUUGUAUUGCAAUCACUUUACUCUUCAAAUAAUAAUGUAUGAAGGCAAUAUCUGUGUUUUGACAGAGAAGGCCAUCUACAGGUACUUCAGAAUGAGUGCACUGCAGUUUGGAUUAACUGUAGUCUGCUCAAGAUUUUCAACUCAUUUUUAUUUGCACUUAAAAAUAUAUUUGUAUAUUUCACAUUUGUUUAUUUUUUAUGAUUUUAGUAGAUAUUUGAAGCUGUA
Molecule: messenger RNA, 2713 nt
Organism: Homarus americanus (American lobster)
Lineage: Eukaryota; Metazoa; Arthropoda; Malacostraca; Decapoda; Nephropidae
Gene: Pka-C3
Product: cAMP-dependent protein kinase catalytic subunit 3-like
Exons: 8
Coding region: 1198-2241 (347 amino acids)
Biological process (GO): protein phosphorylation
Molecular function (GO): protein serine/threonine kinase activity; ATP binding
Source: RefSeq, a predicted model, not a curated record